Molecule: messenger RNA, 511 nt
Organism: Thlaspi arvense
Lineage: Eukaryota; Viridiplantae; Streptophyta; Magnoliopsida; Brassicales; Brassicaceae
Source: the annotation of a GenBank genome assembly
GUUGCAGCUUCGCCAUUGUCUUGGGGGAGCUUAUCCACAACAAGUUACCUUUCGAAGGCAUGUCAAAUCUCCAAGCCGCUUACGCUGCUGCAUUCAAGAACGUGAGGCCGAGCGCAGACGAUUUACCGGAGGAUUUAGCAAUGAUUGUAACAUCAUGCUGGAAAGAAGAUCCAAACGAUCGACCAAACUUCACAGAGAUCAUUCAAGUGCUCUUACGUUACCUCUCCACAAUCUCAGCACCUGAGCUUGUUCCUCCGUCAAUCAAACGCGUCUUCUCUUCAGAAAACGCCGUGUUGCCACCGGAAUCGCCUGGAACAUGCUCAUUGAUGGCUGUUAGAGACGGAGGAGAUCAGAAUCCGACGGAUGUAAACUCGCCGGAGAAAGAAGUUAGAGGAAGCUUCUUCUGCUGCUGCUAAUUUUAGAUUGGCUUAUUGGUUUAUAAGGGGAAAAUGAGAGAAAUUGGUUUGGAAAAAAAUGUAAUGAAUGGUAAUGUUCAUUAACUUGUUCGUUC